AUGUGACGUCACGGUUUCACGAUCGCAGAUGAACAAAAGAUGGCGAGUGGGGAAGAUUUGGUGGAUUGAAUGGCCAAACCGCCUCCAAACCACCAAACUGGCCUUUUAUUACAUCCACCGGAUGUGUCCUUGUGCGUAGGGAAUGGAAAAACACAGCUGUAGCAAUUGCCAGUGUGAUAUUUCUGGCUUCAGAAUUCGAUGUGCUGAAUGCCCAGACUUUGACCUUUGUUUACAGUGUUUUUCUUACGGAGCAGAAGUAGGAUCUCACCGAAAGGACCACCGUUAUCGAGUGGGGAGUGACAGCCCUCCCUCUGUGUUUGACAAUCCAGACCCCUGGUCUCUGGCAGAAGAAAAUAUGUUACUGGAUGCUGUAGAACAAUAUGGAUUUGGCAACUGGGAAGAUAUUGCUAACCAUGUCGAAAGCCAGAAAGCACCAGAAUGCCAGGACCAUUAUAUCAACUUCUUUGUUCAGGGAAACAUAGGAAAAGCCACAUUCCCGACAGAAUAUGGGUUUCGAGUGUCGGACCACACCUGUCCUGAUGGUGGUCCACUGUCCCCCAGUAUCACGGUGCCAGUGCCGCCUCUUGACUUGUCCAUCCAGGAACAGCAGGAGUUGGGCUACAUGCCUUUCAGAGACGACUUCGAGAGGGAGUUUGAUAACGAUGCUGAAACUCUAGUCAGCGGUCUAAGCAUCAAUCAUGAUGAUGAUGACCUAGAUAUAGAAAUUAAGUUAUGCCAAGUUGACAAGUAUAGGUUAAGAAUACGUGAAAGGGAGCGAAGAAAAAAAUUGGCAAGAGAUUAUGGUUUAAUAACAUCAGCAGCAUCCACCGGUUCCAAACAGUCCAAAUCACAGCAACAGAAGAAAAAGAUGUCAAAAGAUGUCAGGGAAUUCCAGGAAAAAAUGAAAUCAUUUUCCCAGUUUCACGCGGCAGCAGAACAUGAGCAUUUCUUUGACGAUUUACAAAAAGAAAAAGAAUUGAAAUCUCGAAUAAAAGAACUGUCAAGGUACAGGCGGCAUGGUUUAAGUGUUAUCAGUGAAAUAGAAGAUUUUGAAGAUGAGAAGUACAGAAGGGAAAAGAAAAAAGAAAAUCGUAAAAAGAUGGGCAGCUCAACUCCGACAAAACGAAACUCAACGGUCUCAAAAAAAGCAGAAGGAAAGGUAGAAAAAUUAGAUAUACUCAUCGACGACGACGAAGUAAAAGAUGAAGAUACAGAGGAGGAGUGUAAGGAGAUGGCCUCACAGCCGGGCUACGAGAUGCUGUCCGAGAGAGAGAGAAAACUAUGCAACUCCAUUGGGAUGACACCUGCCAACUAUUCAACUAUAAAAACCUGCAUCAUCAAAGACUACCUCCAGAGGCGACAGGGAUUUCCAGUAAAAAUCCGAUAUCCAAGUGGCAUGGAUAAAACUCAUCGCCGUAAAAUCAUGAGUUUUCUCUCAGACAAUGGCUGGAUAGGUGUCACGUGAGGUUGCCCGUAGCCUGCCUGUGGCAAGAAAUUCAGUAAGGGAAGAGAUUCAGAGACGCAUCAUGGGGACAGCAAGCAACAAAGGAGUCAAGGAAACUUGGAGCUGGGUCACCACACAUGUGGGAUGGUUCUGGGGGCCAAUAAGACAGGGAGAGGCACUAGGAGUGCCGUAUUUAUUUCCUGAUGGUGUGCAAUGCCAAAUUGAUGCUUCCUAUGUAGCCACAAUGGUGUGUCUUCUCCAACACAUGUCUGUUAAGUUAAAGUUCUUGUACAAUCUGUAUCUACUAGUGCAAAACCUGUUCCAUGUAUAAAAGGUCUGAUUGUAAUUUAUUCCUUGUGCAAAUCUUGUGUUUGGUUUGGCAAGUUUCAGCCAUUUGUGUGUUAGCUUCUCGGAUUAUCAUGUGUAGCUGUACAUAAAUGAGAGAGUGAGAAAGCAACGGGGAUUGUCGUGCACGUGCCAUUAUCAGCAUUUGCAAGCAAGGUGAUCUCUCAUGACAAUGAUUCAUCAGCAGUGCAGGAAUGUGUACCACAUAUCUGUUGGUUCCAUCGUGGAAUAUUGAUGGUAGUCCUAUCACAGCAUCUCAGGAACAUCACCUCAUGACGGGCCAAGUUGCCCUCAUGCACACGAAUGUGUACAUUUAGGUUUUGUCAUAAGCAAUAUGCAUUGCUCAUCAUUUGUAAUGAUCAUUGGAACCAUUUUAAUAAUUAGCUCACUUGCCAUAAAGGUCCUUGUCGGCGUAUUUCUUUUUCGUUCACACAACUUUCACAUUUACAGCUCUUGGUUUGUUACAGAACUGGUUGCUAUGUACAAAAUAUCAGAUUGUCAUUCACAUCUUGUCCAUCCAUUAUUGGAUCAGUGUGAGACUACACUCAGCAAUGCAUCCUGAAGACUGGUCGUCCGUGAGAAAAUGAUCCAAACGAACUUCACGUCAAGACUUCGAUCAUGGAAUAAUAAUUUCAUGUCAUAAAUCUGAAUAGAUGGACGACUUGGCUGAUAAAAAAGUCAAGUUUGUUGUGGGUGAUUUUACAUCUGGUUGACCCAUUUUAGUUUAUCAAGUUCAGUUGUAAAAUUAUUUUAUGUCUUUGUCUGAUUUGGGUCACAUUAUGUACCUAAUUUUAAGGCCGAACGUGAAAUGGUGCUGCCAGUAAUUCUGAUUAUUGUGUAAGUGAUCCCGUUUUUAUUACUAAAAUAGGCCUGAGUCCUGUUUCCUUCCUGUAGCUCAAACAUGAUUAGGGCGAUUUGCUGUGCAGAGUUGCGUCCCUUGGGCAUGCCAGAAACCUAUGAUUGUGGGUUUCGAAUCCCGGUUCGCCCCAAUUAUGGUUCUAGGUUUGUCAGCACCAUACCCAUGCUCGUGGGUUUC
Haliotis rufescens (red abalone) is the source of this 2825-nucleotide messenger RNA. Its product is annotated as transcriptional adapter 2-beta-like. Lineage: Eukaryota; Metazoa; Mollusca; Gastropoda; Lepetellida; Haliotidae. Bases 143 to 1465 code for a protein of 440 amino acids. The transcript is spliced from 17 exons. The record is from RefSeq and is a predicted model, not a curated record. Gene Ontology annotation, biological process: chromatin remodeling; regulation of transcription by RNA polymerase II. Gene Ontology annotation, molecular function: transcription coactivator activity; zinc ion binding; chromatin binding. Gene Ontology annotation, cellular component: nucleus; SAGA-type complex.